AUGAAGUUUGGGAAGUAUCUUGCGUCGAGACAAUUGGAAUUACCAGAAUAUUCAGGUCAUUUCAUUGAUUACAAAUCUCUUAAGAAAUUGAUCAAACAGUUGGCUAUUCCUAGCAACCCCAAUGGUGAAAUUACAAGCUUAGAAAUCCAACAAGCUCUCAAAGAAAACAAAGCGUCUUUCUUUUUUAGAGUUGAAAGGGAACUAGACAAAGUGAACUCCUUUUAUUUGGAGAAGCAAGCAAAUUUGUCUGUUAACUUAAAUUUAUUAUUGAUGAAGAAAUAUGAAUUGUUUAAUAAAUCGAAUGAAUAUUUGAACAAAAAAGGGGAUAGUGAUAAUUUAGCAAAUGCAAAUUUUAAGAAUUCCAUCAGUUUUUUGAAUUUAUAUCAGAAUUUCAAAAAAAUUCAUCAGGAUUUAUUAAGAUUACAACAAUUUAUCGAAUUGAAUGAAACAGGGUUUUCCAAAGUGGUUAAGAAAUGGGAUAAAAGAUCUAAAUCUCACACAAAGGAAUUGUUUAUUAGCACAGCAGUGAGCGUUCAACCUGUUUUCCAUAAGAAUGAGAUCAACGAAUUGAGUGAUUUAGUUACCCAGUCAUUGUUUGAUAUUGAAAGUGUUAUGGAUGGUGAUUAUACCUGUUUGCUUAACUUCAAUGCCAAUUCCGCAACUCUUCAUUCCAGUUCUAUAAUUAGAGAAUCACCAGCUCCUCAAUCUAAUGAUCAACCGGAAGAUAGUUUUUCCAGACAUUCAUCAAUUGUGAGUAAUCAACCAAAUAAUAAUGAAAUUGAUGAGUUGUAUUCAAGUUUUGUAAAUGUUGCUACUAUCAAAGUCCCAGAUUUGGAAUUAUUGGCCAGAUGGGUUGAUAAAGUCAACGGAAGUCAUAAGAUUCCUGAUCAAUUAUUUACACCGGUUGUUAAAUACAAAGUUUCAAAGAUUUUUUUAUUAUCAAUUGCCAAUCUUAAAAUUUCUGAUUCAUUUCUUGAAUCAUUUUUACAGACAGUUAACUUUGAUGUUGAUUUCACCUUUGUGAAUGACGACUUUAAUAACAACAAGACAAUUUUACAUGAAUGUUGUUCAAUUCCACCUGCUUCAUCUCAACAAGAGCACGUUGUAAUUAAUAAUGGGGUUAAAGUAGUCAAUUCUAGCGAUUCAAUUAAUCAUUCACGAACUUUCAUUGUCAAGUACAUUAUGGAGAAAUUAUCUAAUGAAGAAAGAUCAAAUUUACUAAUCUGUAACGAUUUUAAUGGGAGAACAUGUUUACAUUAUGCUGCCCAAAUGAACCGUGCUGAUUUAUUGGACUUGUUAUUAGUAAGUUUUCCUACCGAUCAUAUAGACAAGUUGGAUAAAGACUCCAUGUCGCCAUUGUUAUUGGCUAUUAAACAUGGACAUUUCAAUAUUAUUAAAAAACUUGUCCAGUUUGGGUCUAAUCCGUUCCCUGAAACAAGUAAAGAAACAUUACAAUAUUUGCCAAUUAAUUAUGCAUGUAAAUUUGGUGAUUAUAAAACUUUGGAGUACUUUUUAUCCAAUGAAAAGUCUAAGGAUUUAAUAAAAAAAUUAAUUAAUCGACAAGAUGUUGAAGGGUUGUUACCAUUACAUGUGGCAUCAAGACAGGGGCAUUACAAGUUGAUCAGAUUGUUAAUUCAAUAUGGAGCUGAGGUCAAUAAAUUGGACAAAUUUAAUAAGUGGACUCCUAUUUUCUAUGCUGCUGCUGAAGGACAUGUCAAGACCACUCAGGAGUUAGUUAAAUUUGGCGCGAAAUUGAACAUAGUCGAUGAAGAUGGAUAUAAUGUCUUAUACUAUUGUGUUGUCGAGGGACAUAUUGGUGUGAUUAAUGAAUUGUUAAGCUAUCACAAGAAUGAGUUCAAACCAACCAAGAUGAUCACUGAUUCUACCAAUUCUAAUUCCAUGUCUAUUUUGGGAGAAGUCAAUGAUUUAGACUCAGGUGAAGAAGAAGAUGGAGAAGGGCUGUUGGAUUUGGAGAAAACAACGAACAACACUAACAAUGUUGAUAGUAUACCAGAUUUGCAAUUGCCACCACCAAUUUUACCAUUAAGAAGAUAUGGUCAUAAUUUCUUGGAGCAAAAAGUAUUGAUUGAAUUAAUAUUUCCAUCUGAUCUAGAAUUUAUCAAUUUGUUUAAUUCAACUGCUGAUUUGAAACCAGGAAGAAUCACACUUACAUCAAAUAUAUCUGAUAUUGUACCAAGAAAUAUACUCUUACCAAUUGGUGACAAUAAUAGUUCCAACAAUUCAAGUAAUUGUGUUUUCCAAACAGACAUUGAUUCAUUGCAUGAUUUUAGAAUUGAUUUUGAAAUAUUUCCUAAAUUCGGUACCAGAUUAAUUGCCAAAACCACUGCAUUGUCAUUUGAACAUUUGAAUAGUACUUCACCAGAGGUUAGUUCUGUGCUGUUACCUUUAUUUGAUUUAAGAUUAAGAAAUAUUGGUGAAUUGAAGUUUAAUUAUCAAGUGAUAUUCCCAUAUUCUGGUACAUUACUCGAAACAUCUAAAUUUGAUACCUAUUGGAAGAGUUCUACUAGUUUUGUUAAAAACAAGCAAACAUUAAAAUUGAACGCCGCAGGCGGAUUAUCACCUAAUAAUUUCUUAUCCCCAGCAAGUGGGAAUAAUAUAUUAGGAAAUCCAUCCAAUAACAAUAGUCAAGGUAAUAUUUCAGCAGCAGGUGGUAAUGCAGCAGGUAACGUACCGCCUGAGGCCACCAAACCUUCAUCUUCUAUUGUUACUGCUACAUCAUUAUCUGGUGAAUAUUUACGAAUCAAAGUGUGUUUAUUAAGUGAUGGUACACCGAUUGUGUGUCCAAGUUGGUCUAUUUCAAUUACUGAUAAUAUUGAUUUAUAUUUACCAAACUUAACAUUGAAUCAAUUAAACUCAAUUACCAAUGAUUUAUUUGACUAUAAUAAAGUUAUUCAAGAUUUAUCUAAAUUAACCAAUAAAGAUAUUGAGUUGAUUAAGAAAAUGUUGCAAAUAAUUUAUCUCCCAUUGGAAUUAAUAUUGGAAGUAUUAAAUGUUGAGAUUAAUUUAAAUUUAGAAAUUGUAUUUCCAUCACUUUAUGAAUUGAAUAAUUUACCAUUUAUUAAUAAUAUCCAAGAUAAUUUGAAUUUAUUUAUUGAUAAUACAUUGAGCAAAGUUUUCAAUCAUAUUAGAUCAAAUAAAAUUAAAAUUCAUCGAUCUAUUAUAUUCCUUUCAUCAAAUUCAUUAAUUUGUAAAAUUUUAAAUUGGAAACAACCAAACUUUCCGGUAUUUUUAAUUAUGAGUGGGAUUAAAUAUAAUAAUAAAUUGAAUAAAUUUGAAAAAAGAUCAACUAAUGGAUUACUUAUUGAAUCAUCAAAUAAUUAUUAUUCAAGAGAUGUUGAUUUAAUUAAUAGAUCAAUUAAAGAAGCGGUUAAUUUUACAAUAAAUAAUAAUUUAAUUGGAUUAAUUACUUCAAUUCAUUUAUUAGAUUUAGUACCCAAAUUAAUUCCAUUAAUUAGAUCUCGAGGUUUGGUAUUAGUUGCUUCAAGUGAUGUCAUUACAGAUGAACAUGAUGCUAUUGAAGAAGAUGAAAUUAUAAAGAAAGAAUUGGAUUGUUAUACCAAAACAGAAAUCAAUGGAUUAAGAUUUGAUGAUGUAUUAAGUUUUAAAGAAGACAUUAGUAUGUAA
This is a messenger RNA of Candida tropicalis MYA-3404, 3645 nucleotides long. RefSeq names its product Pho81p (gene PHO81). Gene Ontology annotation, molecular function: protein binding; phosphoric diester hydrolase activity. Bases 1 to 3645 code for a protein of 1214 amino acids. The transcript has a single exon. Gene Ontology annotation, biological process: lipid metabolic process. Lineage: Eukaryota; Fungi; Ascomycota; Pichiomycetes; Serinales; Debaryomycetaceae. The record is from RefSeq and is a predicted model, not a curated record.